Physella acuta is the source of this 1723-nucleotide messenger RNA. Its product is annotated as F-box/LRR-repeat protein 21. The record is from RefSeq and is a predicted model, not a curated record. Lineage: Eukaryota; Metazoa; Mollusca; Gastropoda; Physidae. Gene Ontology annotation, molecular function: protein binding.
UGUUUCGUGUCUAUUGAAAUCGGAUAUUCACGUAAUUUGUCAUUCAAUUCGCGAAGGGCAUGAUAUUUCGAAAGUGUUAGAUGCAUUGAAAAAAAAUAAACUGUCCUAUAAUAAGUUGAUGUAUAGAUUCGUAUAAUCUACGAUGGCUGAGCAAGAUUGGGGCAAUCUACCCCAGCAUAUUUUAUUGCAAAUAUUCCAACAAUCGUCCCUCAACACUAUUGGAGCCUCAGCUCAGGUUUGCCAUUGCUGGAACACAGCAACACAAGUGCCUUCGUUGUGGCGGUCCAUAAAACUGAUCCUGAAUGAAAGAGAACUGGAAAAAAACGCACGGAGAGUUAUUGCACUUACAAAUAAAUGUGCAAAAAACGUGACAAAGUUAAAAGUUGAGUGCAACGGAAGCGUUCGCAUGAACCACAUGCUGAAGACACUGAAGACCGUGUUCGAGAUAUUGUCCAGAAGUAGACCUAACCUCAAAGUGUUUGAACUGCAGGGACUAUACCAGGACUACCCGACAAACACCGAAAUGACAACGUUUGUUACGGCCGUGAACACAUUUCUGGAGCAGCAGAAAAAUCUGGAGAAAUUUGUCCUUGAAGGCACAGACAUUGAAGAAAAGUAUGUGAAAAGUUUCUUGGAGAUUCUAGGCACAUCUUCAGGGGAGAAAAUGAAAAUAAUUACUCUAAAUUAUAACUUUAUUGACGGACCUAUUGAUGAUUUCAAUACCAUCUUAAAAAAUUUUAGGAACUUACACAGGCUUGACAUAGGAUACAUUAACCAACAAUUGAUAGAAAACCUAUCAAACAGUCUUGGGACAAAUUUCACCCAGUUGUUUAUCACUGUCGAAGAACUAGAAGCAAGCAUUAGCGACACGGCAUGGGUGGCUCUAAAAAAAUCAUGUCCUGAUCUUGUGGUGUCCUUUUAUGUGAAUGGUAUGUCAGAAGUUGUCCUAUUGACGCCAAGCAUUCCCUUGAUCAGCAUAACAGCAGUAGCGCCUCUCUCACAUGAGUUUGAAAUUGCAAACAUAGCAACGCUGUACCAGCAUACACUGGAAGAACUUCAUAUAGAAAAUCAUUUUGGAGAGCAAGAACUAUCUGAAGAUUUUUGUAAACAUUUAGCUUCAUUUCAACGCUUACGGAAGUUUUCGAUGUCCAUGAUGAUAAAAACAGAAGCAAACAUUAAGUUUUUGAGGGCAUUUGGAGAAGUAUUAAAAAGACCAAACAGUUUGACGGAUGUCAAGUUUAAGUAUCGCGACAGUCGAACCAUCGGUUCUAAAGUGCUCAAAGAGAUAGAAAAACUAAAAGAAGAGUCUGUGAAUAGUGGCUUGCUACUGAAUGUUGAUUUACUUGUACCAGGGCAAGAUUACUUUUAAAUUAUUUGUAUGGAAAAAAAAACACACCAAAAUAUGUAAUUUUAUUUAUUGAAAACAAAUAAUAGGCCUACAGAAACAUUGUUGUAUUUUAAACAGUUUUUAAUUCAUUGAUCAGUUGUUUAAAUAGCUCUUUUUCAUUUGUAUUAAAUAUUCAGUAAUUAAAAAGAAAAGUUAUCUUUUUAAAUAACAAUAGAAAUAUGUUACUCAUUACGUUUUAACUACUUUUUUCAUUACGUCAAUGUUAUUAGCUGUAUUACUCAAAUUAAAAUUAUUUAUAGAAAUGUAUUUUCUAUAAUUUUAGCUGUUUUCAAGCAUGUUAUGAGAAAGGGACCAUCCUCUUAGCAAAAUACAUUA